AUGUGGUUCCUGAGCGACGUCACCAAGAAGAACGGCGGCACGCGCAAAUACCCUGAUUCCCACCGAGGCAACGUCACGCCAGAAAAUAUCUUCGAUAUAGAUGGCAGCGUGACGGCCGAGGGUCCUGCGGGCACGGCUCUCAUCUUCGAGAGCCGCCUCUGGCAUGCAACGGGUCCCAACCGGAUGGACUCUGGCGAGCGCCCUGCCAUCCUUAUUUUCUUCAUGCGUCAGUUCGUUCGGCAGCAGGAGAACAAUGGCUUGUCAUUGCGCAAGGACGUCGAGCCGAAGCUGUCGGAUCGUCACAAGCGGUUCAUGGGCUUCUACACCACUGGCGCUGUUGGUGGAGUCGACGGUGAAGUGCGCGAGGGCGUCUACAUUUUCAGGAAGGACGAUUUCGGACGCAAGAUUCGCGAAAACACAAGCGGAUCCAUGAAUAUGGCGACCCUGAAGUUUCCAGAGCUUUCGACCUAUCGCUACUCCUGUCAGGACCCAGCCAAACGAUGGGCGGUCGAUAAUCCGGCAACCGGCAAAGUCAUCACCACCCUACCGUCUGGCGAUGAGGCGACAGUCGAUCAGGCCGUCCAAGCAUCUCAGGUAGCCUUCAAAGAGCGAUGGCGUCCCCUAAGCCCCAUCGAGCGCGCAGGCUACCUCAUGCGCUGCGCCGACGAACUCGAAAAGCACGUUGACGAACUCGCCACGCUCCUGUGCCUGGAGAACGGAAAGCCCGCCCAGGACGCCAAGAUGUUCGACUUCACUUUCCUCGUCAUGGUCUUCCGCUACUUCGGCGGCCUCGAGCCCUUUGGCGUCUGCGCCGGCAUCCUGCCCUUCAACUGGCCCCCGAUCCACACGGGCGGCAAGAUUGCCCCCGCGCUCGCGGCGGGGAACACCUUCAUCGUCAAGCCCGGCGAGCAGGCCCCGCUGACGGUGAUCCGCAUCUGCGAAAUCUUGGAGACGGUCCUACCGAAGGACGUGGUGCAGGUUGUGCCUGGCCUGGGUCCGGAAGUCCCUUCCGCUCUGGUCGCGCACCCCCUGGUAAAAAAGGUCAGCUUCACCGGCUCGACGGCUGCGGGCGCGGCGGUGGCUAGGACGGCCAGCUCGACCGUGACGCCUCUUGCGCUGGAGCUCGGCGGCAAGAACUCCUUCACUGUCUUCGAUGAUGCCGAUUUCGACUCUGCGGUCCGUAAUGCGCUCGAGGGCGCCUUCUUCAACAAGGGCGAAGCCUGUACCGCCGGGUCGCGCAUCCUGGUGCAGCGCGGGAUCUACGACAGGUUCGUCGAGAAGCUGGCGGCUGGGGUCAGGAAGAUCAGGAUGGGGAAUGGGCUUGAUCCCAGGACUCACGUUGGGCCGCAGGUCUCGAGGGCGCAGCAGCAGCGUCUGCUGGACUAUCUUGCGCUUGGCGAAAAGGAGGGCGCUCGGAUCGCUGCGCAAGCUCGGUUGCCGGAUGAUCCGGAGUGCAGGGAUGGGUUCUUCGUUCCUGCUACACUGUUUGCUGAUGUGGGUGGGGAUAUGAGGAUUGUGAAGGAGGAGAUGUUUGGUUCGAUUGUGACUGUCACGCCAUUCGACACUUUCGAAGACGCUGUCCAUAUCACCAACUCGAUCGAGUACGGCCUGACUGCUAUCGUGUUCACCGAGAACCAACUGAAAGCGAACCGCUUUGUCCGCGCCAUCGAAGCCGGCAUGGUUUGGGUAAACAACUACAACAGGAACGUGUUGGGUACGCCCUUCGGCGGAGUCAAGCACUCUGGCUAUGGCAGAGAGCACUGCAUCGAGACUCUACACGAGUGGACCCAGCCAAAGGCGGUGCAUACGCUUUCUGGUCAGGGGGAACCUCCGAGCUGGCGUGUCGUGACUGAUAUCUUUGGGGCUAGUGGGAGCGAUGCGUCGUGA
Molecule: messenger RNA, 1887 nt
Organism: Anthostomella pinea
Lineage: Eukaryota; Fungi; Ascomycota; Sordariomycetes; Xylariales; Xylariaceae
Source: the annotation of a GenBank genome assembly